Molecule: messenger RNA, 18264 nt
Organism: Xyrichtys novacula (pearly razorfish)
Lineage: Eukaryota; Metazoa; Chordata; Actinopteri; Labriformes; Labridae
Source: the annotation of a GenBank genome assembly
UGGGGACCAAAUGUGCAUUAUUUGUGUACAUAAUCACAAGUGAGUUGGUAAAUACUCUUUUUCGUUUUACAUAAUUUCCUUUUCUAUCUAUUCUUUUGGGGCUUGCUAACCUCCGUCUGGGAAAUGUAGGAGUCAAAAUACUUUCUUUAGAAGAGUUCUAAAAUCAUGCAGUCGUAUUUUCAUUUAAUUACACACUUUUGCCACCGUUGUGCCUUACUUAAGUUUUACUUAUUCAUUUUCAGCAAAAAACAGACAAAUUUCCAUAAUUUAAUUUUCAUGACCAUUACUUGAUUAUUUGAUAUGUUUUUGAUUCAUUUUAUUUUUUAUGACAUUUUAAUUUAAAAUAUAUUGUUGAUGCACAAUAUAUUGUGCAUAUUCUCUUUAACAGGGUUGCAUUUUUCAAAGACAGUCCAUGGUCAAACAUGAACCUUUAUUUUCCACAAACUUUCUUUUACACUUGUCUUUAUUUUUGUCACAAGAUAAAGAUAAACAUGAGACUUAUUUAAAGAGCACUUAUGCAGCAAUAAUUAACAGUGAUAUUAAAAAGUACAUUAAUUUGUCAGAUAUUUGUAGGGGUUAUGAUGAUCAUGAUAUACUGUAUUUAUCUGAUUUUUAUUUUAUAUGGGCUUGAAAGUGGGUUUGAUUUAUCUUCGACUGUGAUCCUAUUUUAUACUGUUUGUUUUGUAAAUAUAAACAGGCACUAUCAAUCAAUAAACUGACAAAUCAUUCUAUUAAACGUUGAUUGUCCUUUUUUUUCCCUUAACUGUCAGUUAUUUGAUCACAUUUAUAUGCCUACUUUUUGACCGGUUGCCGUGUAGCCUGGACCAAUAUGGAAAGUUAUUCUGUCAAGUUCAGACUGGUCCCAAAAAGUGAUAAAUGCAAUAUAUUUAAAAAUUGUGGUUUAACAUAAUCUGAACUACUAUACUUUGGCUUAUGUCCAUUAUAUGCCGUCAUUCCAUACAAUUUAUACCAAAUGCAUGCAGUCAAAUGUCUUGUAAACAUUAUUAAUCAUUUGGCGUGAAUCUAUCGUAUUUAGACUUUGACUUAUUGUCCAUUUAGCCAUUGCUUUACUUAUAAUCUUUUCUUAUUUAACCUUUUAGGCCUUUUAUUGAUUUCAUUUUAUUUUGUUUUAUUUUACUUUAUUUUAUUUUUCUGCUCAUUUAUGUUAUUCCAUUUUAUUAUUAAUCCUCUUUUUAUAUUAUAUAUUCAUAUUACAUAUCCUGUUUCCUGCUUUCUACCCCCCCCCCCUUUUUUUUUUUUUUUUAAUUACAUUUCUUCUUCUUACCUAUUUUAAAAUUUUAUUUUAGUCCUCAUGGUUUCAUUUUAUGUUGCAGGGUUCUUGUAUUGUCUGGGUUUUUUAUGACAAAUGAAAAUGGCCUUCAGUUCAGAGGCCUUGUUUUUAACUGAGCUUUUGUUUUUUAUUUGUUUUUCUCCCCAUGUUCUGAUGCUUUACGACUGUUUGUCGGAGCACUUUGUAAACCUCUGUUUUUAAAAGUGCCAUAAAAAUAAAGUUAUAAUAAUAAUAAUGAUAAUAAUAAUAAUAAUAAUAAUAAUAAUAAUAAUAAUGACGUAAAUAUACUGUAUGUUUUAUAAGCUCUUGCUCAAACGUUAACGAUCAGAUAUUAUUUAAGACUCCAUUUCAAUAUUUAUGUAAAUAAUUCUAAAAAUAAAAUACCGUCUGCAGGGGCAAUUUGACCACAUAAUUAUUUUAAAUGCAUGAGCCCUUUUUUGUACAUCGUGUUAAAAAAAAAGAGGAAAAAAAGUUUUUCCUUAAAGUUUUUUUGUAAAGAGAGAAAAAAAGUUUGCGCCUACGCAAACUGUACGUGAUGACGUCACCCCCAUGCUCGCUCUCUGCCUGUUGUGGCGUCUCUUCCUCCGCACCCGUCCCUCCGUGCUGCCGCUGGAGUUAGCUUAGGAGCUGGAGGAACGCUACUUAGUCGUGACAACCCGUUCACCAAAACUUUUAACAGUUCCGGUUGUGUCUGACGGCCAGAGGGAACGUUUAAUUUUCGUUUUCGAUGCAUGGGAGUGCCCUGGGAGCGGCGACGGGAGAAGGUAGGUCUUGGUUCUGCCGCCGCUGCCGCCUCCUCCUCUGCUGUCCGAUGGUCCGUCAGAGCUUUCAGUUCAGCCCCGGCCCGACUACCGCAGUGCUGCCGUCAGAAGUAAAAAAAGACUACUAAUGUAGGUCCGGGUAACUUUGUAAUCCAUCAAAGGCGUCCUGAAUUCAAUCUUCGUGUAUAUCACCGUGAAUUAGAUUGUGUAAACCGAUGAUUUCCAAAUGUUAUAAGUGAGUGCCAGUGGUGCUGCGGCCGCGGUGAGUGUGUGUGUGUGUGUCAUACACUGGUGACUUCAUACCUCUGAGUGUGUGCAUGAGUAUAUUUCAGAGUGGGCACACUGCGUAUGGAAAUGCUCAGCCCCCGUCUUACUCCUACGUUAUAACACAUGACUGUGUUUCAGUCUGUAUACCGUAUUACCUAUUAGCACGGAUGUCAUCACAGCCAAAUGAAUGUCAUUUUAGUGGGCCGAGUGAGCUCAUUUCUUAAAGCCAUCACCGUGGUUACGACGAAAACAGGUGGAGAUGUGAUGAAAGCUAAUGCUAUUGCUACAUUUCACAUCCAUCAGGUUUAUUUUACGUGGUAUGUCAGAGGCAAGUUUGGGCUUGUCAUCACAUUAGACACCGUGUGUAUUCAGGAUCAGCCGUGUCAUGUCUUCAGUCUGGAGUCUUGUCAAAAUAUAAACAGGUUGGCCAAGGCAGUUGAAGCUAACAGCAUCAUAAACUGUACGGUAACCACAAGCAUGCUAUGAGUGUGUGUAUGUGUGUCAAGACUACUAACACAUGUGACUGACAUCUUAUUCCAUAAACACAUCAAUAGCAUCCAUCCUCUUCAGGACACUGGGGUCUCUGUCUCAGUCAGUACACAUCUCUAGUGCAGCAGCGGCAGCCUACAUGUUCUCUCGCCCCUGUGUGUUUUGUAACUCUGCCACAUGAGGAUGAGAUGCUGAGUCUCCAGGCCAUGCUAAUCUGAUAUCAUAGCCAGCUCACUGACUGCCAUCCAGCUGCCAACCUAGAGCCAAGGCCACAUCAGACCUGAAGGCUGGUUUGGCCUGGGCUGGACUGGACUGGAUGGUAGUCAUAAUGAGUUUUAAAGAUUGUUUUGUUUGCGGCAAGGUCUCUUCUGUUACCCGGUCCUUGACUAAAGGGAUUUUGAAAUUACACAAAUAAAUCAUAUUCCUUUACAAAGUGGAUUUUAAGGGACUAGGAUGCCAGAAUGUUAUAUUUUCUUCUUAUAGUUCAUAAAAAUGGGUGAACAGAUAAUCAGUGGAGUGCAAUAAAUUAUGCACAGUAUAUGUGAUCAAUGUGUAAAUGCUUGAAACAUACAGUUUAGCCUUGCAAAUUGAUUGUAUAAAAAGAGUGAAUUCAACCGUAAUAAGUAAAAAUAAUAAUACACAAUCACAAUCCUUAAUAACUAUCUCCAGGAAUUAAAGUAAUCUUACCAAGUGAAGGAUAUAAAUGUACAGCUUUAACUCAAUGACAAAAUUAAAUUUCUUCUUGUUUUAUUGAGUCGUUCCAUCAAGUUGAAUAUAUGUAAAAUUGGAUCUGCAUUUUUUUCAAAAGCAAAGGAAAAAACUAAAUUUCCAUUACUUAAUUACUUUUUUCUCUGACAAAAACAAUAAAAGGUUUGUUUUUUUACAUUGAGAUAUGGUUGUUAUCUUUGAAAUUCUGUAUAUUAAUAUUAGGACAGUUUAGGUAAAGUUAUUGUUGUCUCUUUGUACUUCUCAUAAACUCUAAAUAAACUCACCCCUACCUUCCUUGCAACUCCUGUUUACUCCCUGUUGCAACUAUGGCAGGGACUUAAUACAGAGUUGGGGAUACAUGAACAACCUUGUGUGAUUGAAUCAUCGAUAUACUGGGGAUAAAUACGGAUAUUUUAACUCAAAUAAGGUGCACUAAAAAAUACUCCCCAUUGAUUUGGCCCAUUACUUCAUGACUCAUUGCAGUGAUUUGCGAUGACAUGAACAGCAGUUAAUUGACCAGAAGAAGGAGUUGACAGCUCCAUAACACCAGAAGACUGGACUGUCAGAAUGUCUGAGGCUUACACUGAUGUUCAUAUGUCAGAAGUUUAACUGAGGGCGACAGAGGAGAUGAGGCCGAUGAUGAAAAAGACAUAGCUGGAGUUAUUGUCAUCACCACUGUAGCUGUUUCAUAGCCAUAGUCAUAUAAACAGAAAAACAAGUGAAGGUUAUGGAAACAGGUUUACAGACACAUUUCUAAAUGUGCAUUUUUUACGCCUACAUACGGAUAUUAUAAUAUUCAGUUUUGUGAGCCAAAUUUAUUUUAUAUGCCAACAUCUAUGAAAGAAAGAGCCAGGCCAUGGCGCACGAUGCGUCAUUUACGCACAGAUGGUUCCGAUUUUAAUGCCAUUUUUGGAGUUUAUGUUGUGAUCUGUGCACUUAACCCACCUUUGUCACCUAAUGUUUGAAUAUAUGCAACUUUAUGUGAGUGUCUUUAUUUGUGGAAAAAGGUGUUUGUCUUACCAGUGGGUCCAACAUUACACACACCAAAUCCAUCUGUGCUCAUAUGAGAGAGUGUGGAGGACGCCCAAUGCAGCGUUUACAGUGACACUUGUUGCGGAGCUGCUUUAUGUCGCCAUCUUGUGGCAUUACUGUCUUCAGACAUCUCUUGAUCUCUUUGACUACUUCACGAAAAUGGUAAUACGCCUCGCCGGUGGCGGAUUUAAAGGCAAGGAGAGGAGUUUAUGUGAUUGGUGAAAACAGGUCUCGGCUGUGUUAAACCCACUCCAUGCCCUUUCUCCUCCCUCGCUAUGACUUACGCCGCUGGGAGGAGCUGAGUUAGGGAGGGGGAGGUGAGUUACGCUGGGCUGCGCCGCUCACCAAAAUACCAAAUUGUGCUUGGGAACGCCUUGUCGGCGCGGCGGACCUGACUUAAGCCACGCCUGCGGCACGUCUCCGGCGAGGCACAAAAAUAGAGCCCUUUGAGUUUGUAUAAAGCCAACAUUGUCUGUUUGUUGGAUUUCUCAUUAGGAACAGUCAAGGCCUCAUCACAGUGUUUUCAGUUUGUCAUCAACUUAAGAAAGCAUAGCUUGCAUGUCGAAAUCAGAUACUUACCUAAAAAGAUCACUGUCAGUGUCUCAUAGUCUUUUAGCAGGGCUGUCUUUGUUAAGGCCACAAGGAUGAUGGAGUAAACCAGAAAAGGUCAAAGGAGUGGGGGAAUGUCAGGAGUGUAAAGUAGUGACAAAGGAAUACAACGCAGAGGAAAAUGGAAAGAGCGAGGGAAGCAGGGAGGAAGUAAAGGUCUUUGUAGCCCUCCCUUUGGGUGUUGUGAAAGAGCCAGCUGGACUUACAUGUGAGAGAGGGAGAGAAUCAGCCGGGGAGGCAGAGGAGGAAAGUAGAUAAAGAUGGGAAGGCUUCAUUUUUCUUCUGAGUAAUAUUGCAGGGACAGACCAACACCUACUACAUCCGGAGCUUGUGCAUUUAAUGCAACACAGAGAAGAGAAAGAGAGAGGAUUUGCUCAGGGGAGAUUAAUAAACUCCUGCUUGUAAAAGACAAAGCAAUUUAACACACUGCAGAUUGAUUAUAAAAAAUAAAACUGAAGAGUUAAGCAGAGACUUUAGGGGAUUAGAAAACAUAAACAAAUGAAGUCAUCCCUAAACAUGUUUGGAUAGAUCAGCGAGAUACAAUAAAUGACAAAAGAAACACAGCUAUUUUAAUGGAAAAUUAACUGUAUGAAAGACCUGUUAGAAGAAUGCUUAUUGAAUAUGUGUGUGUGUUUGAAGGGUUUAUGCAGAUGUAAACACUUUUUUAAUUUAUUUUAAGCAGAACAGUGUCCCGGGCCCCUUUAAUUGUUGUUUAGCAAUGGCUGCAGCGAUAUGCUAAUACUGUCCAGUGACUUCCUCACUUCUGAAAAUGGAGAAGAUAACGGGAGAAGCACAUUUGUUACUGCAGUGCUCACAAUUUGUCAAAUACUGCUAAUAGGGGUGUCCCGAUCCAAUGUUGAUAUCGGAUAUCGAUCCGAUAGCAACAAAAAAACGAAUAUCGUAUCUUAUCAGCCUGCAUCUAAAAUCUCCAAUAUAAGCACUCCAAUGCAAGCAGUCCACUCCAGCACCUCUAUCUAACAAGCCUGGAUCUAGCAUGCAGAGCCUACUUAAUCAUAACAACAGUGUGUACUGAGGUACUAACCAAGCAGCAAGGAGUAUGAGUGAUGUCGGCCAUGUGGCAGUAAUUUUUGUUUAAGUCCGAAAAAGACGUUGCAGCUGAGUGCAAAAUUUGUCAUGCACAAGUUUGAGCUAAUAUCUGAUCAAUAUUGGUGUUGGCCGAUACUAAACGCUACAAUAUCAGUAUCGUAUCGGAAGUAAAAGAGUUUUAUCAGGACACCCCUGGCUGCUAGUACUACAACUUAUGAGAACAAUGAUUGUACCCAGUCUCUGAAGUCUUGUUCUGUCAUGAUAUUUUCAAGCAGAGUAGAUGUCUAUGUAUAGAUAUGUAUUUACAGUUUUCUGUGUCUGACAUCUUUUUACGAAAGAAAGGUCAGAAACCACGGUCAUGAUUUUUUCCCCUUUGGACUUGUCAUUUCAAACUGCAAGAAGUAAUCAUCAGAUUGGUCAUCUGACAGCUGGUCCUCAACCUGCAGUUGUAGCUCACCGCUCACCCACUUAAGGUCUUUGUGAUGCUGUCACAGACUCAAGGCUGAAACUAAGCAUCUUUACAAUUCAUGCAGCUGGAGGUUUUUAUCUUGUCUCCAUUUGGUCAUAAUGUCUGCCCCCCGUCACUGUGUUUUUCUCCUCAGCACGAUGUUUCUCCGACCAUGAAAUCCAGAGAGUGCUGGCAUGCUUGUCGCCUGUCAAACAGAAAAGGCCAAAAGAUAUCAGACUCCAUUUAACCUGUGGCUGUUUUCUGAAGGAAUGACAAACAGCCAUGACUGCUUCCUGUUGCACAGCUACAUAAUUGUGUGUCCUCGCCCACACACGUGCACACCCUGGCCAAGAAAAAUUCUCCUCUUCCCCUUCCUGCCCGAGGAAUCAAUGAUAACAGACAUAUUCCUUUAUCAAAACACAAACACAUCAUGUCUUAGCAUCUAUUUGCAUGUACCAGUUAGCAUAUGAUCAUACUGGUGCCUGUAAACACACUUGACGUAAAGCUGGACACAGAUCAAACUGUAAUGAACAUGAUUUGGCCCAAUGCUUGCCUGCCUGCAUCAGUGUGUUUGUGAUGUAUGAUGUGUUUAGUGAGCAUGAGUGUGUCAGCAUGAGUUAGAGAUGGCACUGAGAGCCUGAGGAACUCCAAGCUGCCAUCUGCCUCUGUUCUGCACCACACAUACUCGCACAUACACACACCAAAAUGUUUACUGCCUCAACUGCACCUCAAAAACACUUCCACCUCUGAUGAGCAAACUGGGUAGGAAGCGAUUGGUGGCCGAUAAAACUAGGAUGAAAAUGAUGGAAGUGAUGCCAAGCACUAAGAAAACAUAUAAUAGCGUCAUCACUCUGUCUUUGGUUUAUUAUGGCGCUGUAACUUGUUUACUCUUCUGCAUGACCUUAAAGAAAAAAGAGAUUAUGUGCCCCAAUCGAAGUUCGUCAUAAUGUAUCAGUCUGUUAUUCUUUGUCUUUUUUCCCCCCUUCCUUCCUGCAGACAGUGCUGGUGGUCCUGACUGUUCAGCAGGAUGAGUGAGGCAGAGAGGCAGUUCUACAGCGUUCAGGUGGGAGACUCCACCUUCACAGUCCUCAAGCGCUACCAGCAGCUGCGCGCCAUUGGCUCUGGGGCCCAGGGCAUCGUGUGGUAGGACACUGAUUUCUUUUUAAAGCCUAUUACUCUGUUUCACCUUCACAGAGUUGAUAUUCAGAGCUCCUCCGUUAUAUGGAUGUAAGUUGUGUCUGGGUCAAAAUAAACUUACAUAGAAGCCAGGUUGCUGUGAACCUCUUCAAACCAAAUUUUCCUUCAUUCUUCUUUGUGUAACUUGACAUAUUAGGAAAAAAAUGAAGAAAUGGAAACCUGGAAAAGCUGCAUGACAUUAGAAAAAACUUGUAUCAUGAGGUUUUUUUUCUUUCUGUGACAUUAAUUGGGGGAAAAAAAAGAAUAAAUAAAAUAAACUGUUGUUUCUUUUAUAAUUUUGUUCUAAAGUCUGUUUUUACUUGCAAAACAGAACUUAUAACUCUUUUUAAUCACGCUUGAUUUUUACCAGAAAAUCAGACACUACACUGGCAUCAUAUGGAAACAAUAACAUGAAAUGUUUGACAUUAUUUAAUGUUGUGAUAUUAAUCAAUGGUAUGGUAAAUAAAGAAAUACUAAAGUGUUAUUAUUAGUAAAAGUAGCCCAUAGUUUCUGUGGUCUAUCUGCUGGUUUUCAUGUUUUAUACUUUUCCAGUUUGUAACAUGUUUCUUCUAAAUUUAAGAUACAUCCAAAGAGGUUUUUUUUUCUUUAAAUUAACACAGUUGAUGUCAGAUAACAGCUUUGCUCUGCAGAAACCAUGUGUGAACUUGAUAUCCUCUAUCUCUGUUUCCCUUUCUGUACAAUGUUUGACCAGCUCUGCUCUAGAUACAGUCCUCGGUAUACCCGUGGCAGUGAAGAAGCUCUGUCGGCCCUUCCAGAACCAGACCCAUGCUAAGCGUGCCUACAGGGAGCUGGUGCUGCUCAAAUGUGUCAAUCACAAAAAUGUAAGACUUAGAGAUAUUUAUCAUUUCUAAAGUAUUUUCUAACUAAACACAAAUCUCCUGCACCAUUAUGUACAGUAACAAGUUUUGUCUGAUCAUACCUGCUUCCUAGAGCUCCUAGUAUGACACAUUUCCUGUCUGUUAUGAGGGAAUAUCUCCAUGGUUAUGCAAUGUGCAAAAGUAUGUUUUUGAGUUGAUGUGUUGUUCAUGUGAGACUUAACUGUUCUUAGUUACACAAUUAGGUGGAUUUUGACAAAGUAACAGUGGUUUUAUGGGUGUCCUGAUCAGCUUUUUUGCCCCUCUCCCUCAAAAAUCUACCGAUAUCAAGUCCCAAUCUGAUGCUUGUAUUUGCCAAGAUGAUAGAGCUGCACACAUUUUUUGUUUUAUGUUUUUACAAAUUGAGUAAUGUAAUCCAAAUAACUAAGUUCAGCUAGCAUUGUUGUAAAACUCGCUUAUAAUCUGCUCAGCUUUCUAAGGCUCGUGAAACUGCAGUACUGCAUGCUUAAAGUGAAAAGCAGAGGAAUCAAUCCAGGGUGCAGUGAGGCUCAAAACUGACACAGAACUAACAUCAGAGCGCCAAAGCACUGCUGUGAAACUAACAGCAGUCACAUCAUGUUUUAAAUGACCCGUGUCUCGUCAUGAACUUUGCUGCACAGCUUCAGUAAAGCGGUGUCUGAAAUGUGUUUUACAGCAGGACACACGGUGGAUCGAAAAGAUAGCAAAAACCUGCUUUCUCUUCCACAGAGAAGGGUUAAUCAGCCAGAGCGAUGAAUUCAGCCAUCUUCUCUGUAAUCCUUUCAGCCUUUUGGCUCUCUCAAGGAUAUUUACACUUUCCUCUCAAGUCCAGAGUUGUUUUUGUGCAGCAGCCUCCCCUCUGGUCUUUAAGUGAAGUCCUUGUUAUAUUUAGUUAAAACACGGCAUAUUAAAUUGGUAGUAUUGAACGCAGCUUUACUACCAGUGCCUUGCCAAAUGACAGUAUUGCAUACAUUGCUAAGUGGCUAAUAGACUGUUUUAACUUUCUAGUUUAAAAUAUAGCUACACUCCGGGCUUGCUCACACCAGCUUAGCAGACUGUCCUAUAUUAUUUUCCAUAGUCUGCUGAAACGUGGUCGUUGUUAAAAUCUAGCUGGCUGGGCGUGUGUGUGUGUUCCUGUACUAACACUUAAGCCAUGGCUGGAGUUCCACAUGAUAUCUGGUUUAUUAUUUUCUUAUCAUUUAUACAUAUUGAAGUCAGGCACAUCCAGAAUACUUGAUUUUACAAAGUUACUCACAUGUUUGUGCUCUCCUUAGAUUGUGCCAAAUGUUAGUCGACAUAAAUUAUCAGAGUAAGAUGAAAUCCCUGAGAUUUAGAUCAGGACAUCCCCAGUGCUUUCAAUUUCAAGUUCACCCUUUGUGUUCUGUACAAAUCCAUCUAUAACAUAAACGUGGAGAUUUAGAACUGAAAUUAAUGUAACUUUGGAAGAAAUCCACUUUAUGUUAUUGACUCAGACAUAUGAAGCGUCACGCUGGCCUCAGAAAAAGUUUGGAAAUGUGUUCUUAUUGUAAGAAGAACAGUGGUCAUUGUUCUCCAUUGCUUUAAGCCGGAGGAACUAUCAUACCAACAAUGAAGUAUUACAAUGUACAUCUUAAGCUCCCUUUUCUUACACCCUAGAACAAAUGCUCAAUGUUAAACCUAAAUAAAGCAGGGUAUAUUCAUACAGGGAAGUGGGUUAUCCUUCUUUAUAACAAAUAUUACCUGCUGUGAGCCAAAUUCAAAUGUUGUGAGUAUUUUUCUACUUGAGUCCUAUAUGAAAAAUGAAAUUGAGGUAAAGAGUUCAGUAUUGAAAUGUGAAAUCUGAAGACAUAGAGAGGGCGAGCUUGCUUGAACAUGGAUGCAAAUCCUGCAGAGAGUGAGCGUAUCAUGACAAAUCUACUGAGCUCUCUGUCCUCAGCUGGUCAGCUCUCCACAGUGAAGUGGAUGUAGAUGGGAGAGUAACAGAGUGGACUAAUGGCCUGUCUCUCUGCCUGCAGAUCAUCCGUCUGAUCAAUGUGUUCACGCCUCAGAAGUCCCUGGAGGAAUUCCAGGAUCUGUGAGUGGCAGAGGGAUGGUUUUUUGGCUUUAACAAUCUACUUAAUUCAGGGAUUUUAGCUGAUGCAUUUUCUUUCUAUUUGUUUCCUUACAUCUUCGACCAUCCAUCAUCUACUUGUCAGCCUUUCUACUGCACUGCACCGCUUUUACAUGCUCCCCUGCUUUAUUUCUACUGUGUGUUCAACAUGAACUUUUUUUCACUCUUCUGAAUUUAUUGUUAGUUUCUCCUUUAGUGAUAUUACUAUUCAUGAUUAUAUGUUUCCCUCCCUUUUUUAAUCUCUACUUCACAUCUUUCUGUUCUUUUUAUUCCUUUAGAUAUUUGGUGAUGGAGUUAAUGGAUGCCAGCCUAUGCCAGGUGAUCCACAUGGACCUGGACCAUGAGAGGAUGUCCUAUCUGCUCUAUCAGAUCCUCUGUGGCAUCAGGCACCUGCACUCUGCAGGCAUCAUUCACAGGGUAACAGGACAAGCAAUACAAGUGAAACACAUAGCUCAGUGAAUCAGUGAGGUUAAAUAUGUUUCCCUUCAGGGGUCAAUAAAGUUUCCUCUAACUUGUUUUAUCUUCUGAUAUUUCUGCACACUGUAAAAAUAUUUUUAAGAGUGAUUCAGUUUCAGACUCAUGAGCAGCGUUUUACUCACUUCUCCUGUGAGAUGCCUUAAGUUUUUUAAAUGUCUGCUGCAGCAGUCAUAAGCCUGUUUAUUUGCACCUGUUACCACACCUAGAAUAAUGUCACAGUUUACCGUUACACCCUUGAGUAAACUUUGCAUCACUGUGGCGAGGAGUCAGACUUUUGAGCUGUCUUUAACCGACUGUUGACUCAUUCGAGGAGGGAUUAGACGCUUUGAAAGCAUUUAUUCUUCUAUUGGAAGUCUUUAUGGAUGGAAUUAUUUCAUUUAUUGUAGAUGUGGGGGUUUAUACCCUUGUGGCCCCUCUCUUUGAUUGCAGUAUCUUCUUUAAUAUAAUUAUUAUGCAGUCUAAUUUGGUCUCAGGUCUGUACCACAUGGGUAAAGGUUUUAUGUCAGUGUUUUAGAGGUUUAUUGAUUUUCUCUCCUCUCAGGAUCUGAAGCCCAGUAAUAUUGUGGUGAAGUCGGACUGCACUCUAAAGAUCUUGGAUUUUGGCUUGGCUAGAACAGCCUGCACUAACUUCAUGAUGACUCCUUAUGUGGUGACCCGAUACUACCGUGCCCCAGAGGUCAUACUGGGCAUGAAGUACAAAGAGAAUGGUAAGAACUUCCAAGUAGACUUCAACCUCUGAAAAGUUGGUAAAGGCUACAGAGCAUAGACAGAUAUCUUCAAUUUAAGAGCUGUUUUCUACCGAAUGCACACUUUCAUUAAAAAAAACUUGAAUUAAGUUAUUUACAAAGAUAUUUUGAUGAUUUUUAAUUUUAACUUUACAUGACACUGAAUACCAGUUUAGGACUAUCCUGUUUGUAAAGGGAGGAGUUUAAAGAGUUCAGAGUUUAACACAGAGUGUCCGGGUUUAUGAUGAGUCAGCUUUGUGAUUAACACGCACUGUCCAAUGCAUCAUCAGAAAUAUCAAUAACUGGACUUUACUGGGGGGUAAUGAGUUAUUACUAGUUGAUCGUUUUUAAUCACACAUCAGUUUAAACUGGACUAAGACAUGUCAGCUAGUGUGUCAAAGAACAAUUGAUGGAAUCAAUAAACGGUGACAUCAUUUUACAGCUUGUCUGGUGGACUAUUGUUUACAAUCCACCGCUGAGUUUGAGUCAGCAAACGAGCAAAUCAGAGCUGAACAGAUGGUGCAGGCUGUUAAAAAUAAUAAAAAACUAAGAAAAAAUAAAAAAGUCCACAGUCAGGAGCCUUUGAUCCACUAUCAGUCAGACUGUGGUUGGUUGGCAUCCAAGCACUACAGGUACUGCAGCCAUACUGAACCACUUAAGAUCAUCAUUGUUCUCUAACCACUCUCAUUUACUAAAAAUGUGCCUGUGGAAACAAGGUAAAAAAGGAAAACCUACAGCAACAAAACUAGCUCAACCAACUCAUCAGGUAACACCUACCUGGACUUUGAAUUUAGCCUUUAGAGCUGUUUGAUGAUGAAUACAGCUGCAGUGACAUUUGAUUUUGGUUUAUUUGUGAUUUUAUUGAAUGUCCUAAACAUGCCACAACUCUGCUGCAGUGGACCUGUGGUCAGUCGGCUGCAUAAUGGCUGAAAUGAUCUCUCACAAAGUCCUCUUUCCUGGAAAGGACUGUAUCCUUCAUCAGUUGUUCUCUCUGAAUGAAGACAGGGGACUCUCGGUGGACAUGGAUGUUGUUGUCUUUAAAUUAAAAUCUCACAGCAGAAAAUAAAAAGCAGUAGUUGUUUGAUUGUGAGACUUAGAUUGUUGAUAACUUCUCUACACUUGCUUCAUUUUAAGCUGGCGCAUAAAACGUCACUCGCAGAAGGGUUACAAACAGAAAGAAGUCAGAGCACCAACACAGGAAAGUCUCUUCGCCCGUUCAAGAGUGUAACCACCCUGUCAGAGCUGUCACAGUGAACAGCGUUACAUGCCUGAAACUUGAAUUUAUGAUUUAUGCGUGGUGCUUGCAGUUUGGACUUAAAGCGGCCUGUAAGAUCGGGAAUGUUAUCAGAGCUUAUUCAGCUUCAGUGAAAGUGAAAUAGAGGGAGGAGAGGAGUUAAUGGCUGUUUGCUUCAUAGGCUCGGCUCAGGGAAAGAGAGAGAGAGAGAGAGAAACUCCAUCCCACUCUGCUGAGCACACACACUCAGGGAAAGUGAGGGAGACAGCAACAGCUGUGUAAACUGAUAAGCAGAAGCAAGGAGAAAGGCCUGGAAGGCUGCGUUCGCCUUCCAAGCCAGAGAGUGAAAGAAAGCCAGCCUGAAGAUGACUGUGAUGAAAGCAGCAGGCCUCAGCCAGAGGAUGGACCAAAAUAACCAGAGCUAGUGUUCUGCAUUUCAAUGUUUGGCAGUCCCUGUGGCUCUUCAUCUGUACAGUGUUUGAGUCAUUUUACUCUGUUUUUGUGUGUGUGUGCAUUGUACUUAGUCAUUGAUGUUGAAUGCUCUUUUUUUAAAAUAUUGUUACUCUGUGUGUGUUUGUCUGUGUGUCCGUGUGUGUUUUUGCCUGUGUAUGCUUUGUUCCCAGUGGACAUCUGGUCAGUGGGGUGUAUCAUGGGAGAGAUGGUAAAGGGCAGCGUCAUCUUCCAGGGCACAGACCGUAUCCUUCAUCGCUCUCACUCACUCACUCACUCACUCACACUGUCAUUCGUUUUUUCACUUCUGUCUUUCACCUUCCAUCAAACCUCCAUCUGACACAGGGUAGUUCAUUCAUUUUAAAAAGUUUCUUUCUUUUAUGUUCAUUAAGUAUAUGACACAUUUGACUGUGAAGACAUUUCUGUGUUGUGUCACAGUUUUUGUGUUACUUCCUCUCAUUAAUUAUAUUCUAUCCAUGGAGUUGUAUUUCAGAUAUCUUAAAUCCCUCAAACCUACAGAGGAUAUAUGACAUUCAAAGGACUUUCCUACAUUUGCAUUUACACAGUUUUUCAGCUUGUAAUUGGUUCGACCAUAUUUUAACCAGCUUCCUGGCACUUAUGAAGCUGUAAAAUGAACUGAGGAUGCUAAUAUUAGUAAUUACUGUAGUUCAAAGAUAACUGCACCGUCAUAGAGCCACCAGAGUGACUGUUUACUGUUAUUUUGACCUGCUCUGAUCUGGACAUUGUAGAUUUUCCAAGAGAUCAAUGUCAUGCCUAUAUUGCCUUAUCCUGUGCUUAUCAAAUUUCCUCUCAUUGGUUUAUGCCCAUAAUGUGGCAGAGUUUUCCCUAACGGUCCUGUUGUCCAGACAUUGACCAGUGGAAUAAGGUGAUUGAGGUUCUGGGCACGCCCAGUCUGGAGUUCAUGAAUCGACUGAUGGAGACUGUGAGGAACUAUGUGAUGAACAAGCCGCAGUAUCCUGGCGUCAGCUUCGCCGAGCUUUUCCCAGACUGGGCCUUUCCCUCUGACUCCGAACACGACAAACUAAAAAGUAAGAAUUAUGUGAAACGAAACACUUUAAUUUCUCUAAACUGUCAAACUUAAGUUUCUUCACAACUUUGCAAGGUUGUAAUUACAAACUUGGGACACUCCUAUAAUGUAUAGAUGACAGUACACCUGAGGUAUUUCCCUGUACUAUGAAAGGGAAACAAUAAUAUGAUCACGCAAUGUCAGAACAAAUGUUAACAUUCCUACAGAUGUUACCAGACACAGAGGAAUAAGAAAUCAGAUGUUAUUAAGACUAUUUAUAAAGUGAUGUCAUAUGCCUUUCACCAUAGCAACACUUCUCUGUUUCCAUAACAGCAAGUCAAGCGCGGGACCUGCUGUCCAAGAUGCUAGUCAUCGAUCCUGAGUGCCGGAUCUCUGUAGAAGAAGCCCUCAAUCACCCAUAUAUUCACGUGUGGUACGACCCUGCAGAGGCUGACGCGGUGAGGACUCACUUCCAGAGGUGGUGCGUUUCAUACAUGCAGCUGCUGCACGGGUCUUUGCUGAAAGUUUCAUGUUUCUCUUUUAUCACAGCCUCCUCCCCAGAUCUCCGAUAAGCAGUUGGAAGAGAGAGAGCACACGAUUGAGCAAUGGAAAGGUAGGAUACACUGCCCUCUAGGGAGAAAUAUCAACAGUGCAGCUUAAUUCUCAACAUUUUAUUGAACAGCGGGAAACUCACCAUAAACCCAAAUAGAGCUGCGUUUCCAUAGUUGUGCAAGGACAUGCGGUGCAAAGCGUUUUAGGAUGAUUUAGUCUUCCUUUUUUAAAUUUCCUGCUGAAAUUUUAUAUGUGAUGAAUCAUAUACAACACACUUGUUGUGUGUUCAGUCUACUCAUCUAAAACAAUCUUGGGAAAGACUGUAACACACUGAUGUCACAUGCUCUACCUGGCUAUGGCAACACAGUUUUUCCACUAACAGUGGAACGGUAACAAAGAAUACAGACUACCUUUGUGUGCAGUGGUGAUACCUAAAAUCAAAUGACUUGUACCAUAUGCAGGUAUGUCUGCCUGCUCACGGUUGCUUCAGUGUUGUAGGGUAUAAAAAAUAAAUUGACACAUCUCCAGGACUUGUGGUAUUUGACUACUGGUUGACAUUUUCCUCAUUUUUGUUCCUACAGAGCUCAUUUAUGAAGAGGUGAUCGACUGGGAGGAGAGGAACAAGAAUGGACUGAUGAAAGAGGAUUGUUCAGGUACAGUAGCUGCACCAUCCUCACUCUUUAUCGAUAUAAACAAGCGCAGGUUUUCUUGAAUGAGAUCUAACUUUACACAACUAGCUUGACCUCGUGCUCUGUUUCCUGGUUUAAUAUCGUUGCUACAUCGACUCAGUUUUUCCUGCUGUGUGCAUUGUGUUUCAGAUGUGGUGUCAGCUUCAGCCUCGCAGUCCUCAUCAGCCAAUGACAUCUCGUCCAUGUCCACGGAGCAAACCUUGGCCUCGGACACAGACAGCAGCAGCAUCGACACACUGACGGGACCGCUGGAUGAGAGUCAGUGAUCACAGCCUUCCAUGUGUCUGCCCGCAUCAGCCCCCACCUCACACUUACAAUGUCCAGUUAUCAGAAAACAAUCGCCUUUCUCUUUGCUGCCUCGUCCUCAUAAUGUCAGAUGACCUUCCCUUUCAUUCUUUUUCCCCCUUUUUUUUCAUUAUUUCACCUUAACCUUUUUGAAUAAGUCUAUUUUUCUAUUUUCUUUCUGUGCGGUGGCUCUCGUCGAUCCUUUCACACCUCACCUUUUUGUUUUGAUGCUGUCCACAUGUUCUCAUCUUAUCUGUCUGUUGGGUCAGAGCGCCUUCUUCUCCAUGUGAAUAUUGUUUUACUUGAUCAAGUAUAUAUGAUGAUGUUUCAUCCAUAUUGAUUUUCAGGUUUUUUUGAUCCUUAUGCCUGUAUGUUAAUAGUUUUAUUUUUUUAGCAAUAUUAAGUUGAAACCAGAGGUUAUUAUAAUCAAACUAGAGCAGACACAGACUGAACAUAGACCACAGCUGCCUGCUGCUCUCAUGCAUGUGACGCCAAUAUGAACAAAAGCUUAUGACAAGUCGAUCACACCAUCUGAUGUCCAUCUGAUCAUCAAACAUAACCCAAAGUUUGAUCGAUCCUUUAGCUAGCUCUAAGUAUUGCAGAUCUCUAAAAUGGUGCUUUCUGCACAGCGUUCUUAAAUUCAUUAGCUUGAGUGAUGUGGAUUUUGACAUUCUCCUCCUGGCAGCUAGGAGGAGCUGUGGUUGCAGUGUUACAGUUUUAUUUCCUGAUAUAAUGUACUGUAUGUAAAGAAGAUGAUCUGACACUCUUAGUGGCUCUUUAAAUACUCGUAAAUAAGAUGUGCUUGUUUUUGUUAAGUAAUGCAACAAACCAGUAGAAACACAUUUCAGUCAUCCCCAUCCGACACAUGGUGUACUUACAACAUCAAAAGAACUUAAGCCUGUAAAUUCGGGAGCCGUAAAAUACUACAUGUUCUAUUUAUUUUUGUGUUCUUGCAAAAUGUUGCACAGAAUCACGUGGAGGCGGAAGUGAAUUCUGCCUCUUUUUAAAGCAUUUCAACAACAUAUCAGUGCAUUGGCUGCUCUUUUUCUAAAUCAUUCCAUUAGUAACAUUUUCAUGAAUCAGACAACAUGUAGAAAAAAAUGUUAAAGCAGUCAAACACAAAUACAUGUGUUUAUCUUGCAUGAAGGCAUUAAAGAUGCCAGUAAGUUACUGUAGUUAUUGUUAUAAAAAGAAAACCGUUCAGGUCAGUUCUUUCACUUACAGUACCUUGAUGUUCUUGUUUCUGAGAUCCUGUUUGGUGCAGACCUUUGUUUCGUUUGGUUUGUUUUUUUUGUUUUCAAGUUUUUCAUUUUUUGCUUUGUAACCCUAUAUGUGUGUGUGUGUGUUAUCAAAAUGUACAUCGCAAAACCCUCUUCUUUUCCUUUGAAUCAUCCGUAAGGACUGCUCAGUUGCAAAGGCAACUUGUAUCAAAGAAGAUGUCCCUUCAAGAAAAAGCAGACAUGUUGUGGUUGAAAAUAAGGAUGAGACUGAGGAAUCCUGAAUGAAAAAUUAGACCUUGGAGCUCAAGAUGGACACAUAAAAGAUGGACCUUGGUUUUGGACUGCCGAGCUGCUUUAUGCAGAACUAAUUGCACAGUGUGAUGGACAUGCAGAAAUACGACACUACCGAGUCACCGAGGACUUGAAGCACCAUGCUGUACACUAUAUUUUCCUUUUUCAAACCAUGACCUUGUACCUGCAGUCAUGCCUUAAAUGACCAGAGGAGUUAACUCCCAAAAUUUUAUCAGAAAAGGACUGACGUUUCUGUGCUCAAGACCUUGUGUGUUUACCAUGUUUAAAAAUGCUUCGAUAUAUUCACUGUCAAAGUCACGUUUUUGUUGAGUUUGUUUCUCCUUUCAUUUUCAGAGAUGUCCUGUGUGAUUGCCAUGACCUCAGUAUAAUCACUUGGCCAACAUCUCUUGCCCUUAAAAAACUAAUAAAGUGGACAUCAGUGAUAACAUUUUUUUUAAUUGAUGUGAAUAUUUCUUAUGUGCUUCAUGACAAAACCUUUUUUCCCAUUAGGAAAGUAAACAUUCUGCGUAUGUGGAGACAAAA